AUCUUUAUACUAGUGUUUAAUAUAUUACUAUAAUCUCAUAAGGAAAAUUAAUAAUUAUGUUGUCUCACCAAUAAUUUUACUUUAGUUUAGUUUGAUUCAAUUUAAUUAGCCUCCCCUUACUGUAACUUUUGGGUACAAAAUGUUUUGUACUAGUUGUGUUGAGGUGAUGACAGUAUCUUCAUCCUCUUAUAUCAUUUUGGCCGACACAUCCUAACUGAAUUUGUCAGACAGACAUGUUUUGGAAUUUUACCAUCAGAAUGGAAUCACCGAAGAUAAUGAAAUAUCAAAACAGACAAAAUCUUUGGCAGCAGAUGAAGGUGAACAUGUAGUUUGAUCGUUUUCGAUCACUUUGGUCUGCCUAUUCUCACCAUUUGGUCUGUCGGACAUUUGUCAACUUAAGUAGUAGAUAAAAAUGAUCAGAAACCACUAUAAUUGUAGUUAUUAUGGUAAAUAGGAAUUUUUCUGCUAUAACUAAAACUUUCAUAUACCUAGUCCUGCCAUAAGUUCUGUUACAAACAUUCACCUUGAAAAUAAUCCCAAACAAACGCCUGGCGAACCUUGCUCUCUUGCCUAUUGUUUACCUUUGAUAUAAUGCUAAAUUCUUUUACUCAGUUGUUAUUGAGAAUUAAUAAUGCCAAGAUGGAACGCACCCUUGAACAAAACCGUCAUGCCAUCAUCGCAUCACAAGGCAGGUAAAUCAAAAUCAGAGAUUUUCAAGACGCUGAAAUCGUUAGGAAUAAAUCGAAUGUUUGUGUGGUGCACCAUAAAUCGCUUCAAAGAUACUCUAUCUAUUAAAGACAAACCAAGGUCGGCCAUCCUUGCUCUGUGAGGACGAAAAAUGCCAUCAAAGCGGUUGAAAACCGAAUUCGAAGAAAUCCGCUAUGAAAACAAAAAAUAUUGUCCAGAGAAAUGGAGAUUUCUUCCCGAUCAAUGUCGCGCAUCAUAAAAGACGAUCUUUCGAUGAGUGCUUACCGUAGAAUGACAGGACAAAGGCUUACAGUAUCUUUUAAAAAAAUUAGAGUCGAAAGAGCCAAGGCAUUGUUGACCCGGUAGGCCGAUGGAGUUCAUCGAAAUAUCUUGUUUACCGAUGAAAAAAUUUUUACCAUCGAGGAAAACUUUAACCGUCAAAAUGACAAGGUUUAUGCUAGAAGUUCUCUAGAAGCUCAGGAAAAAAAUUGGAAGGGUAGAAAGAGGCCAUCAUCUUGCUUCCGUAAUAGUGUGGUGGGGAGUUUGCUACGAUGGCACCACAAAACUCCAUUUUUGUGAGCAAGGAGUCAAAACAAGGGCGAAAAAUUACCAAGAAGACAUCAUUGAGAAAGACAGCUCCUGCGCACAAGGCCCAAACAACUCAGCAGUGGCUGGAGGAGAAUGUUCCGGAAUUCAUUAAGGCUUCAGAUUGGCCCUUGGGAAGCCAAGAUUUGAAUCCUCUGGACUACAAGGUGUGGUCCCAUCUUGAGCUUAUGGCUUGCCACAGGAAACACGCCAAUUUAGAGAGCCCCAAGUCCGCUCUGCUAAAAGCAGUUGAGAAAUUUCCUCAAGACGUGUUGCAUACUGCCAUAGAUGAUUGACCCCGAAGACUAAAAGCUUGUGUGAAGGCAAAAGGUGGUCAUUUCGAGUAAUAUUAUUUUAUUUCAAUCUUAAAAAUAUUGGAUUUUUUAAAAUAAAUUUCUUUUUCAAAUUAUCAAGU
This is a messenger RNA of Cimex lectularius (bed bug), 1687 nucleotides long. RefSeq lists its product as uncharacterized. Bases 1239 to 1568 code for a protein of 109 amino acids. The record is from RefSeq and is a predicted model, not a curated record. Lineage: Eukaryota; Metazoa; Arthropoda; Insecta; Hemiptera; Cimicidae. Gene Ontology annotation, molecular function: nucleic acid binding. The transcript is spliced from 2 exons.